Messenger RNA from Dovyalis caffra, 159 nucleotides. The record is from the annotation of a GenBank genome assembly. Lineage: Eukaryota; Viridiplantae; Streptophyta; Magnoliopsida; Malpighiales; Salicaceae.
AUGAACAUAAUAAACAUAAGGUUGAACAAGAUCGAGCUUUCAUUUGAAACAGAAUUACAACAUCCCCGCAAACAGUCCCUUGGUCAAUUCACUCCCUUGAUGUCGAGCCCCAAAACAGCUUCAAUUCUGAGAAUUAACAAGGCUCAAAAAUGGGCUUAA